This is a messenger RNA of Hirsutella rhossiliensis, 1629 nucleotides long. Its product is annotated as plasma-membrane choline transporter domain-containing protein. Gene Ontology annotation, biological process: transmembrane transport. Lineage: Eukaryota; Fungi; Ascomycota; Sordariomycetes; Hypocreales; Ophiocordycipitaceae. The record is from RefSeq and is a predicted model, not a curated record. Bases 1 to 1629 code for a protein of 542 amino acids. Gene Ontology annotation, cellular component: plasma membrane. Gene Ontology annotation, molecular function: transmembrane transporter activity. The transcript is spliced from 3 exons.
AUGGGCGAGGCCGACAGCUACCUCGGCUCUGGCCAGCCGCAAUACCAGCAGCAGCCGUACGGCCAGCCGCAGCAGCAAUACGGUCAGCAGCAACAACAAGCCAACUACAACUACAACGGUGGCAACCAGCAGGCAUGGGGCAACAACCAGUCCUACCCUCAGCAGCCGAAUUACGGCGCUCCUCCCCCCUACAGCGUCAACCCUCCCCAGCCAAACGACGACAAGUACUCGUUCGACGAGGCCUUUAAGCUCGAGAAGCCAAAGUACAAUGAUGUCUGGGCCGGCGUUUUGUUCCUUCUCUUCGUCGCCGGAUACGUCGUCGUCGCAGUCAUCUCCAUCCGUGGCUAUCGAACAACUGGCGCCCCCGGCAGCGGCAUCUACCGCGGCAACAAUUUUUCCCUCAACAGCAACACCCUCGCACUCUUUGGCUGCGUCCUUGCCGUCGCCUUUGUCUUCUCCUGGCUCUACAUCACCGUCGCCCGCCUCCUUCCGAAGCAGCUGAUUUGGAUCACCGGCAUCCUGAACCUUGCCUGGGCUCUGGGAACCGCCAUCUUCUACCUCUACAAGCGCUACUGGUCCGCCGGCAUCGUCUUCCUCGUUUUUGCCGUCUUCAUGGCCUUUGCCUUUUACACGUGGAUCCCGAGAAUCCCCUUUUCGGCCUUGAUGCUCAAGACGAGUGUCAACGUCAGCAAGCGCUAUGGCCACGUCUUCCUCGUGAGUCUGCUCGGCGGCCUCGUGGGCAUCGUGCUUUCCGGCUUGUUCUCGGUAACGCUCGUCUCCAUAUACGUCCGCUUUGAGCCGUCCAAAAACAACCCAAACUGCGCCGACGGAAGCUGCAGCCAAGCCAAGCUCAUAGGGCUUAUUGCCUAUGCCACUUUUACCAUGUUCUGGAUCAGUGAAUGGCUGAAAAACACCCUUCACUGUACUGUCGCCGGGGUAUUUGGAUCCUGGUACUUUUGCGUCAAUAACUUUCCCAAACGCGCGACCCGUGGCGCGUUGAGGCGCUCCCUCACCUACAGUUUCGGCUCCAUCAGCCUUGGAAGUCUUCUCGUCGCCAUCAUCCAGUUCCUGCGCCAGCUGUGCUCCAUUGCUCGUCAGCAGGCUGCCGACGAUGGCGGCAUUGGCGGCAUGGUUCUCUCCAUUGUCUUUUGCAUUCUCCAGUGCCUCGUCGGCCUCCUGGAAUGGGCCCUGGAGUUCCUCAACCGCUACGCGUUUGUCAAUUGCGCCCUGUACAACAAGCCCUACUUCAAAGCUGCCAGUGAUACCUGGAGGAUGAUCAAGGACCGCGGCAUAGACGCCCUUGUCAACGAGUGUCUGAUUGGCCCAGUUUUCAGCUUCGGCGCCAUGUUUAUCGGAUUUGCCUGCGCUCUGCUGGCAUACUUGUUUCUCCUCUUCACCAAUCCCGAGUACAACUCCAAUGGCGCCUUCACUCCGGUUGUGAUGGCCUUUGCCUUCCUCAUUGGCUUCCAAGUCUGCCACGUCCUGACAACUCCGCUAUCGAGCGGCAUCGACACCAUCUUCGUGGCGGCAGGAUGGGACCCCCAGGUCAUGAUCCAAGACCACCCGGAGCUGUACCAGGAGAUGGUGCGCGUCUACCCGAACGUGCAGCAGGCCAUCCAGGUGCGUUGA